CCUCCUCCUCCUCCCUUCGGUUUCUCUCAUCCUCUCCCUCCCCCCGGUCCUCUAUGCUCAGUUCGGUGUGUGUAUCCUCUUUUAAAGGGCGCAAGGGUGGGAACAAGUCGUCCAACAAAGCAUGUUACAGCGCAGACAUGACUUGUCCGUCGGAAAGCGAGAAAAUCGUGAUAAACUGCGGGGGGGUGCGGCAUGAGACCUACCGGAGCACCCUAAAAACGUUGCCCGGUACCCGCUUGUCGUGGCUCACCGAGCCGGACGCGUUCAGCAACUUCGACUACGACCCCAAAUUAGACGAGUUCUUCUUCGACCGCCACCCGUCGGUGUUUUCUUUCAUCCUCAACUAUUACCGCACUGGGAAGUUGCACUGUCCCAACGAUGUGUGCGGUCCCCUGUUCGAAGAGGAGCUGGCCUUCUGGGGCAUCGAUGAGACGGACGUGGAGGCUUGUUGCUGGAUGAAUUACCGGCAGCAUCGGGAUGCGGAGGAGGCGCUGGAUAGCUUCGAGACUCCAGAACCGGACGCGCCAGACGACGACCCGGCGCUGGGUGGUGCGGAUGGGGACUUGAAAAGACUGUGCAUGCAAGAGGACGCGAGGAAAGCGGGCUGGUGGAAAACCUGGCAACCCAGAAUAUGGGCACUCUUUGAAGACCCCUAUUCCUCCAAAUAUGCCCGGUAUGUGGCUUUUAUCUCCCUAUUCUUCAUCCUCAUCUCCAUAUCCACGUUCUGCAUGGAGACGCACGAGGCCUUCAACACCAUCCUCAACAAGACAGAGAACGUCACAGUGGGCAACAUGACUCGUGAGGAGAUCGUUUACGAGGUGGUGACUGACAGCUGGCUGACAUAUGUGGAAGGUGUGUGUGUCAUUUGGUUCACCAUUGAGGUCCUGCUUCGAGUCACCUUCUGCCCUGACAAGUUUGAAUUCUUCAAAAGCACCCUCAACAUCAUCGAUUUUGUUGCCAUCCUGCCCUUCUAUCUGGAGGUUGGUCUGAGUGGGCUGUCCUCCAAAGCUGCCAAGGAUGUCCUGGGGUUCCUGCGUGUCGUCCGAUUUGUUCGUAUCCUCCGAAUCUUCAAGCUGACUCGCCACUUCGUAGGUCUCCGUGUCCUUGGCCACACCCUGCGUGCCAGUACCAAUGAAUUCCUCCUGCUCAUCAUCUUCUUAGCUCUUGGUGUCCUCAUCUUUGCCACUAUGAUCUAUUAUGCUGAACGAAUUGGUGCAGACCCAGAUGACCCAACAGCCAGUGCCCAUACCAACUUCAAGAACAUCCCCAUUGGAUUUUGGUGGGCGGUUGUGACCAUGACCACGCUGGGUUAUGGAGAUAUGUACCCGGAGACAUGGUCAGGGAUGCUGGUGGGUGCGCUGUGUGCCUUGGCUGGUGUGCUAACCAUUGCUAUGCCUGUACCUGUCAUUGUCAACAACUUCGGCAUGUACUACUCUCUGGCUAUGGCCAAACAAAAGCUUCCCAAAAAGAAGAACAAACAUAUCCCCCGAGCGCCACAACCAGGGUCCCCCAACUACUGCAAGCCAGAUGCCUUGGCGAUGGCUACUGCAUCACCACAAAGAAUCUUGGGAAAUGUCUUAGGAGGAGUGAUGGGGUCUGGAGGAAUAGGAGGUGACUGUCCUCUUGCCCAAGAAGAAAUUAUAGAGAUCAACAGAGAUUCUAAGCAGAAUGGUGACGCAGCCUCAGCCGCCUUGGCUAAUGAGGACUGCCCCACCAUCGACCAGGUGCUGAGCCCGGAUGAGAGGAGUCCUAUUGGGCGAGGCCCCACUCGGGAACGCUACCAGCAGGACAGAGCCUGCUUCCUUCUUAAUACCAGGGAAUUCCGUGCCACAGAUGGGAAUGUGCGGAAAGAGGCAGCAGCCCUGGCACCCAGCCCAGACUCCCCUCUGACUGAGGAUUGGUAUAAGAUGGAGGGGUCUCUGUUACAGCAGGACCUCAAUGCAAACUCCACAUCUUCCUGGAUCAAACCAUAGGCCAGAGUGUUAAGUUUCUAGCAUUCGCCCUCUCUCUAAUGAAGAGUCCAUAACCGGUAAACACAAAUUUGCGGCGGGAGCCACAUAACGACAGGUGUGACACGGAUGGACAGUUUAAAGGAGAUCUUUGGGGUGACAAGAGAGACCAGAGGUUAAUCAUGAAUUAAAAAAUCAUAUGGUCUGCUCCUCACAUUGUUACCAAAGCAGCCUCUCGGAACUCCAACCACACUUUUUACAGCUGUCUGACUGACCUUUUCUUUUCCUUUCCUUUGGCAAACUGACUGAGCAUUGCACUUACACACUUUUGGGAGAAAAAAGGACCCCUUAGUUCACAUUCCAGAUGACAUCUCUCUGACACUAAUACUCGCCAUCUUGUAUGAAGACCAACUCAGUGCUAUCUACAGUACUGAACAACUGAGCAACUUUGAGUUUCUGAAAAAACAAAACAAACAAACAAAAAAAAACACGUCUUCAACGGGACUGAAUGAACAAUGUAGCAUCUCUGCUAACAUAUUGUAGCAUUUGUUGGCUGGGAAAUAACUUGACUUAACUCAUCAACCGUUCACAGAGAGAGGAAUUUAUGCAUUCAAGGGAUCUUUUAGAUGUCAUUUUCCUCUUGGGUUCCUUUUCCAGUUAAAAGAACAAAAACAAAAAA
This is a messenger RNA of Pundamilia nyererei, 2628 nucleotides long. Its product is annotated as potassium voltage-gated channel subfamily C member 1-like. The transcript is spliced from 5 exons. Gene Ontology annotation, biological process: action potential; protein homooligomerization; potassium ion transmembrane transport. The record is from RefSeq and is a predicted model, not a curated record. The coding region runs from base 54 to 1973 and encodes 639 amino acids. Lineage: Eukaryota; Metazoa; Chordata; Actinopteri; Cichliformes; Cichlidae. Gene Ontology annotation, cellular component: presynaptic membrane; neuronal cell body membrane; dendrite membrane. Gene Ontology annotation, molecular function: delayed rectifier potassium channel activity; protein binding.